This is a messenger RNA of Carya illinoinensis, 1026 nucleotides long. Its product is annotated as protein FAR1-RELATED SEQUENCE 5-like. Gene Ontology annotation, molecular function: zinc ion binding. Bases 1 to 1026 code for a protein of 341 amino acids. NCBI's taxonomy places the organism in Eukaryota, Viridiplantae, Streptophyta, Magnoliopsida, Fagales, Juglandaceae. The transcript has 3 exons. The record is from RefSeq and is a predicted model, not a curated record.
AUGAAUGCAUUCUUUGACGGUUAUGUACAUGCUAGGACAAACUUAAAGGAGUUUGUAGACCAAUUUGAUAACGCGUUGAAAAAGAAGAUUGAGAAAGAAAAUCUCGCAGACUUCCAGUCAUUUAAUGUCACAAUCCCCCUCAUAUCUCGAUCUCCGAUUGAAAAGCGGUUCCAAGAGUUGUACACAAUUGCGAAGUUCAAGGAAGUUCAGCAGCAAGUCAACGGCAUCAUUGACUUGAAUCCGAAGUUACAUAAAAGUGAUGGGAAUGUAAAGACAUAUAUGGUUGAGGAUGAAGUAGCUCUGGAGGAGUUCACUAAGUUGGUUCGGCAUUUUGUGGACUUUAGUGAGGAUGAUGCAGUUGCAAAGUGCUCUUGUGGUUUAUUUGAGAUGAGAGGGAUAUUGUGUCGGCACAUCUUGGCUGUAUUCAGGUGUAACAAUAUUAGACAUUUGCCAAAAAUAUACAUUUUAGAUCGAUGGAGGAACGAUAUUAAAAGGCGAUACACAUUAAUCCACAGUAGCUAUGAUGAGGGGGACCAACGGCCAGAUGCUAAUAGAUAUGCAAGUCUCUUAAGUAUUUGUUAUCAGAUGAUCACUCAUGCAGCUGGUUCGAGAAAGCAUACUGAGGAUGCGAGAAGUAAGUUAUAUGCCAUGAUUGAGCUGUAUCGUGCAAAUGAAGAACCCCCAUCUUUCACUCAAAUUGGUUCUAAUGUGGAUCCUUCGGCAAAUGACACUACGGUCGGGUGUCCUGGGGAAGUACACAGUCCACGUGUUGUGCGAGGUAAAGGCAGACCUCCAUCUCUAAGAAGAGCAUCCAGGAUGGAGAUAGACAUGAGGAAAGCAAAAGCAAAGACAAAGAAAGCACCGGUAAAGGGAAAGCGGAAAGAGGCUAUUCCGGGUGUGGGUAUAGACAUUACUGGAACACAGUCCCGAGAAAUCGUGAUGCAGAGUCAAGAAAGUAUGCAAGUUGGGUUGGAUGGAUCACUCUUGGAUUUGUUUGGGUUGGGCGGAACACAACGGUUGGAAUGA